This is a messenger RNA of Ochotona princeps (American pika), 2114 nucleotides long. It is a transcript of the gene IMPDH1, whose product is annotated as inosine monophosphate dehydrogenase 1. The coding region runs from base 106 to 1941 and encodes 611 amino acids. Gene Ontology annotation, cellular component: cytoplasm. The record is from RefSeq and is a predicted model, not a curated record. The transcript has 17 exons. Gene Ontology annotation, molecular function: IMP dehydrogenase activity. Gene Ontology annotation, biological process: GTP biosynthetic process. NCBI's taxonomy places the organism in Eukaryota, Metazoa, Chordata, Mammalia, Lagomorpha, Ochotonidae.
CUGUCCGCCCCGGGACCGUCUGGCCCGCGCUGCGCUGCCCCAGCCCGGGGCCCCGGAGCCUCCAGGCCGAGAGGCUCCCGCCGGCCCCGGAGCCGCGGCCUCCGCAUGGAGGGGCCGCUCCUGCAGCCGGAGUCCCGGCAGCUGUCGGCACCGCUGCAGGGAGACGGACCCGCUGCCGUUCCGGAGCCCGGAGCCCGGCAACACCCGGGACACGAGACGGCGGCGCAGCGGUGCAGCGCCCGCCUGCUGCAAGCGGGCUACGAGCCCGAGAGGCCGAGUCUUCCCCUGGCCUCCCACCCUAGAACCCCCUUCCAAUCAGCACCGAGAGCGGUGGUGGUGGCGGCGGCGGGGCUGCCCGCGCGGUGUUUAUGUCGGGUCUCGGCGGCUCCCAGCAGCAUGGCGGACUACCUGAUCAGCGGCGGCACCGGCUACGUGCCCGAGGACGGGCUCACGGCGCAGCAGCUCUUCGCCAGCGCCGACGGCCUCACUUACAACGACUUCCUGAUCCUGCCAGGGUUCAUCGACUUCAUAGCUGACGAGGUGGACCUCACUUCAGCCUUGACUCGGAAGAUCACGCUGAAGACACCGCUCAUCUCCUCCCCCAUGGACACCGUGACGGAGGCCGACAUGGCCAUCGCCAUGGCUCUGAUGGGAGGCAUUGGUUUCAUUCACCACAACUGCACCCCGGAGUUCCAGGCCAACGAGGUGCGCAAAGUCAAGAAGUUCGAGCAGGGCUUCAUCACGGACCCAGUGGUGCUGAGCCCCUCACACACGGUGGGUGAUGUGUUGGAGGCCAAGGUUCGGCACGGCUUCUCAGGCAUUCCGGUUACGGAGACGGGCGCCAUGGGCGGCAAGCUGGUGGGCAUUGUCACCUCCCGAGAUAUCGACUUCCUCGCGGAGAAGGACCACACUACACUCCUCAGCGAGGUGAUGACACCACGCAUUGAGCUGGUGGUGGCUCCGGCGGGCGUGACCUUGAAAGAGGCAAACGAGAUCCUGCAGCGCAGCAAGAAAGGGAAGCUGCCUAUCGUCAAUGAGCGAGACGAGCUGGUGGCCAUCAUCGCCCGCACCGACCUGAAGAAGAACCGGGACUACCCUCUGGCCUCCAAGGACUCCCACAAGCAGCUGCUGUGUGGAGCAGCUGUGGGCACCCGUGAGGAUGACAAGUACCGCCUGGACUUGCUCACUCAGGCCGGGGCUGAUGUCAUAGUGCUGGACUCCUCCCAGGGGAACUCCGUGUACCAGAUUGCCAUGGUGCACUACAUCAAGCAGAAGUACCCCCACCUGCAGGUGAUUGGGGGCAACGUGGUGACAGCAGCCCAAGCCAAGAACCUGAUUGACGCUGGUGUGGAUGGGCUGCGUGUGGGCAUGGGCUGCGGCUCCAUCUGCAUCACUCAGGAAGUGAUGGCCUGCGGGCGGCCCCAGGGCACCGCCGUGUACAAGGUGGCCGAGUACGCUCGGCGCUUUGGGGUGCCUGUUAUAGCUGAUGGCGGCAUUCAGACCGUGGGUCACGUGGUCAAGGCCCUGGCUCUGGGAGCAUCUACAGUGAUGAUGGGCUCUCUGCUGGCCGCCACCACGGAGGCUCCUGGCGAGUACUUCUUCUCGGAUGGGGUGAGGCUCAAGAAGUACCGGGGCAUGGGCUCGCUAGAUGCCAUGGAGAAGAGCAGCAGCAGCCAGAAGCGAUACUUCAGCGAGGGGGACAAGGUAAAGAUAGCGCAGGGCGUGUCAGGCUCCAUCCAGGACAAGGGCUCCAUUCAGAAGUUCGUGCCCUACCUCAUCGCUGGGAUCCAGCAUGGCUGCCAGGAUAUCGGGGCCCGAAGCCUGUCCAUCCUGCGCUCCAUGAUGUACUCAGGAGAGCUCAAGUUCGAGAAGCGGACCAUGUCAGCCCAGAUUGAGGGUGGCGUCCAUGGUCUGCACUCUUACGAGAAGCGGCUGUACUGAGGACAGCGGCGCCCGCGGCGGGAGCGGUGCGCCCUCUGGUGCCCGUUCAGGCACGGCCUCCCUGCAUAGCUGAGCGGCCCACAGAUUUGCACUACGAGCCCCGAGCUCCUUGUCCAGGAGAGGAAAGAGCGGCCGGCCCUGAGGGGUCCGUGACCCCUGGCUGAGCAUCCUUG